This is a messenger RNA of Abrus precatorius (Indian licorice), 1650 nucleotides long. Its product is annotated as protein SET DOMAIN GROUP 40. Gene Ontology annotation, molecular function: protein-lysine N-methyltransferase activity; protein binding. Gene Ontology annotation, biological process: peptidyl-lysine monomethylation. The coding region runs from base 49 to 1530 and encodes 493 amino acids. The record is from RefSeq and is a predicted model, not a curated record. The transcript is spliced from 6 exons. NCBI's taxonomy places the organism in Eukaryota, Viridiplantae, Streptophyta, Magnoliopsida, Fabales, Fabaceae.
AGCUUCAAGGUUCUGGAAGAACUAGGUUAACGAUUUUGUCAGAAGAAGAUGGAGCAGGAACAACAAAGACUUGAAAGCUUCUUAACAUGGGCAGCACAGCUUGGAAUAUCAGACUCAUCAACCACUAGCCAACAUCGACACUCUCUUUCCUCCUGUUUGGGUUCUUCUCUAUCUGUCUCUCAUUUUCCUCACUCUGGAGGGAGAGGUUUGGGUGCUGUGAGAGGACUUAAGAGGGGAGAAAUUAUUCUGAGAGUUCCAAAAUCUGCUUUAAUGACAAGGGAGAAUGUUAUGGAAGAUAAAAAGCUCUGUGUUGCUGUGAAUAGGCACUCUUCUCUGUCCUCAGCUCAGAUAUUGAUUGUUUGCUUGUUGUAUGAAAUGGGUAAAGGAAAAACUUCGAGGUGGCAUCCCUACCUAGUGCAUUUGCCGAACACUUAUGACAUACUAGCCACAUUUGGUGAAUUUGAGAAGCGUGCUCUGCAAGUGGAUGAGGCUCUAUGGGUCACAGAGAAAGCUAUAAUAAAAGCCAAAUCAGAGUGGAAAGAAGCUCAUCCUUUGAUGGAAGAUCUCAUGUUUAAGCCCCAGCUUUUAACAUUUAAGGCUUGGGUUUGGGCUGCUGCAACGAUAUCUUCUCGGACGUUGCAUAUACCAUGGGAUGAAGCUGGGUGUUUAUGCCCUGUGGGUGACUUGUUUAAUUAUGAUGCCCCUGGAGCAGAGCCAUCUGGUAUUGAGGGUGUAGAGCAUUUGCUAUCUAACUCUUCCAUCCAUGAUACUGUCAUAUCAAAUGAAGACGAGAAUAUAGCAAUAGAUGCAGAACAACUUGAUUCUCAUUCUCAGAGAUUAACAGAUGGCGGGUUUGAGGAAGAUGUCAAUGCAUAUUGCUUUUAUGCCAGGGCACAUUACAAGAAAGGAGAUCAGGUUCUACUAUGCUAUGGAACUUACACAAAUUUGGAGCUUCUUGAGCACUAUGGGUUUCUCUUACAAGAAAAUCCAAAUGACAAAAUUUUUAUCCCUUUGGACCCUGCUAUAUAUUCUUCCACUUCAUGGUCUAAGGAAUCACUCUACAUUCAUCAUGAUGGGAAGCCUUCCUUUGCACUACUAGCUGCGUUGCGGUUGUGGGCAACCCCUCAAAAUAAGAGGAGGUAUGUAGGACAUCUUGCAUAUUCUGGUUCUCAACUGUCUGCAGACAAUGAAAUUUUUAUUGUGAAAUGGUUAUCAAAAACUUGUGAUGCUGUCUUAAAGAAUCUGCCAACAUCUGUCGAUGAAGACACUAUGCUCCUGAAUGCAAUGGUUUAUAGUCAAGAUUCCAUGGACAUCACAAAACUAAUGUCUUUCAGGGAUGAGAUUUAUAGCUUCUUAGAAGCUCAUAAUAUGAAGGAUGCGCAUAGUUUUAAUGAUAUAUUUUUUUCUAGAAAAGCAAGAAGGUCCAUGAACAGGUGGAAAUUAGCUGUCCAAUGGAGGCUCAGAUACAAGAGAGUCCUUGCCGAUUGUAUCUCUUAUUGCAAUGAAACACUCAAUUCUUUCAUGACAUAAUGCCUUGAAGGACUGGUUGCAGUAUAGUUAGAAUUUUUCUUUUAUGUUAUCUUUAUUCAGAUAAUAGAUUCUUAUUGAUUGAAAGAAGGAAACGAAGGAAUACUAGUUUACUAGACAUGA